AUGGACUUAUUCACUAAGAGCAGUCUCCUUAAAACUUUCUAUGGUCGCAUUGUAUUACUUUCUGGCGGAAGCAGCGAGAGUAAAGCCCUUCCAGCUGAUUUCAAGGUCCUGAAGCAGCAUUACAUCCAAGUUGUAAUUUCUCAUCAAGUACCGAUUAAAAUAACUGCUGGCACUAAUGGUCUACAGGUUCUCAACCGCCAACGGACCGAAUUUACAAAGACUCGGAAAUUCCUCAAAACCAAAUGGAAGGCCGAUGUCAAACGCAUGGUGGACGCGGAGAGUGCCCUCUUCAAGUCCAAGGCAGCAUACUUCUCCCGCUGUCAAACGGGUGUAAAGCUGCGAGAGGAGUUGGCUACUGCUCAGUCCCUGCUCAAUGAAAUGCAGGCCAACCUCGUGGGCACGUAUACCUCGGCACCACCGAUAUCCCCGCUGUCCCCAGGCGCGGGGGCCAGCGGACCAGCUGCCAGCGGCGCAGAGGCCGGCUCCUCCAUGGAGAGCGGUUUGGAUGGCACCGCAGCGGUCCAAACCCUGAUGAAUCAGGUGGCCAAACAGAAGGCCAAAGUGGAGCGCUUGGAGAAGCAGCUGGCAGAAAAUGACAAAAAGGUAGGAGGACGGGUUGUUUUACUGCACUUUCUCGCGCUUAGCGCAUUUCCGAUUGGUGCAGCCUUGCGCGACCUUGUCUGCGUGGACCAAACCAAAUUUUCGCAUUAA
Messenger RNA from Dibothriocephalus latus, 711 nucleotides. NCBI's taxonomy places the organism in Eukaryota, Metazoa, Platyhelminthes, Cestoda, Diphyllobothriidea, Diphyllobothriidae. The record is from the annotation of a GenBank genome assembly.